AUGCCCUAUAUCUUUGAGAUUAGACUAAAGGUUUUGGAAGAGGCCAAGGCCGAUCGAGAAAUGCUGACUGCGCCAUAUAAAGAUAAAGAGCUUAGUUGGGAUGCUAUUCAACGAAUGGAAAAUCUCAAGGGAUUAAGGUCUGAGCUAUAUGAGAAAGGUGACAUCUUCGAGGAGCUUCCCAAUGUUGAAGCUAUUCUAAAUGAAUAUGAAUGUGGGGAUUUACAGAUGAAUGGCCAAAUCACUUAUUGGUCUCGUGGAAAAAAGAUCUCUAAGAAGGAGAAGUUUGAUUGGGAUGAGUUCAAGGCAGUCAACAGGCAACACAAGGGGUAUAAGGGAUUCUGGGUUGAAGGGCUCCCCCUUGUUCUUCGACUUGGUCAAGAUCUCGACAUCAAGUACGACCCGGAGAUUGAAUUCGAUUUCAUAGACGACGCCGGUUGUGGACCAAUAAAAAUCUACUCAGAUGACAUGACACUCCUACAAGGUCCACGGGUGGCAAAGGGACUUGACUCUCCGUUUCCACAGAUCAUGGGGUACGAGUGUAUGAAGACUGCAGAUGGGUCCAUUAGCUACAUCCUAGCUAUAAUGGUUGAUGUCAAUAUCUACAACGCGCCCAAAGACGAUCCGGACCGGCAACUGAUGAUCCCAUCGUGGGUCCCAGCAAUGGCUCUUGUGGAUCGAGGGAAAUCAAUAGGUCCAGCCGGUCCAAAUGACAGAUUAAGUGGUCGAUGGAUGCGAUACUCGCUCUUCACGGCAACUGUACCAGGUCUAUCUCAAUAUUUGUAUAUCAGUUCAAGCAAAACAGGGCUGACGGAGAAGGAUAUGAUACAUAAGGUCGACCCUAAAGAUAUCAAGCCAAUGCCACUGGUCCGUACCAGUCAUAUUUCUGCUCAUCGCAGACGUAUGUCUUUGGAGAAUAAGUCGAAUGGAUGA
Penicillium malachiteum is the source of this 930-nucleotide messenger RNA. RefSeq lists its product as uncharacterized. Lineage: Eukaryota; Fungi; Ascomycota; Eurotiomycetes; Eurotiales; Aspergillaceae. The record is from RefSeq and is a predicted model, not a curated record. Bases 1 to 930 code for a protein of 309 amino acids. The transcript is spliced from 3 exons.